Messenger RNA from Electrophorus electricus (electric eel), 3039 nucleotides. RefSeq names its product cytochrome P450 2K1-like. Lineage: Eukaryota; Metazoa; Chordata; Actinopteri; Gymnotiformes; Gymnotidae. The record is from RefSeq and is a predicted model, not a curated record. Gene Ontology annotation, molecular function: iron ion binding; heme binding; oxidoreductase activity, acting on paired donors, with incorporation or reduction of molecular oxygen, reduced flavin or flavoprotein as one donor, and incorporation of one atom of oxygen. Gene Ontology annotation, biological process: xenobiotic metabolic process. Gene Ontology annotation, cellular component: cytoplasm; intracellular membrane-bounded organelle.
GUCAUCGAGAUAACUGUGAUGUAAACAUGCAGUAUGAAUUAACCUAUGAUGCACUAAAGCCUCCGUGGUCAGAGACUAAACCUUAAUUGACAUGUAUUAGGGCGUACAUCUAUAUAGCUUGUCAUGAAAUCACCAUAGUCAAUUUUCUUCACAGAAAAUAUGUAAUAGAACGUAUUUAAGCUAAUUUAAUAGCUUAAUAGGAGUAAGGAGGUGGGUGAGUGUAGAAAGUUUCAGGCUGUGAAUUGUUUUUUUCAGCCAUAGCAAUUCAACCUUUUUUUAAAACUGUAAGGUGUGUUGUGUCUGAGACUGUAAAAGAUUCUGCCAGCAGUGUCGUAGUCUUGCCUGUUACAGCAACAUCAAGCUACCCAAAAGCAGUAUAUAGUUAAAAUUCACUAAUCAAAGCUCUUGGCUGAAGAUGUCACGUUUACGUUUGAUGCUACGUUUACAUGUUUUAGGCUGUCUAUGAAAUUAGACCAAGAUAUUUACAUAAGCUGGAUAAGCAAGUAUCCCAUUUCUAGUCCCAUUUAUAUGCUCUCCAGUAUAGUCUGUUUUUAAAAACAACCUGCCAACUUACAGUUGCAGUUAAUAGUACUGUUGAAAAUGUUCAGAGCCUUUCUUUCUGCAAUACAAAUGACAAAAAUGACAUGCAGCAAUUACACCCUCAAAAGGUAUCAUAUUGCACAAAAUCUCAGAGUAAAAACUAGUGUCACUAAGUGUUUACAUAUUGAGGUAAUAAAAGAGUGUUAACAGGCAAAAGUGGUCUAACAUUGCAUAAGACAUAUAGGGGUUAAUAAAGUAAAACAUAAGGGAGUAUAGGGGGUCUUUGUCCUUUUAGAAUGAUUUGCAUACAGGGCAGAGGCCUCUGCAGGCUUUUAUAUUUGAAUGUUCAAUUUUAUAACUAGCUGACUGGGGAUUUAAGAACAAUAUCACAAUAUUUUUUAUUGACACGCCACCUGGCGGUGCGCGUCGGGAGCCGCACACGUGCAGUGGGAGGACUGACUUGUGUGUAACCACACCUGCACCUCGUUCGUCUCUGUGUAUAUAAACCCGUGUGCAGGGUGUUGGUUAUUGUAGACAUAACGUGUGGAUGUAACAUAGUCAAUGUUCAUUGUAUUAGUGUUCACCGUAUGUGUUUAAUCAUUUCUUGUUUGUGUCAAUCGUGAGUGACUCUUGUGAGUGCCGUUAGUGUUUCAUGUUAAAUGUGAAUAAAUGUUCGGAGGAGUCUGUGCGUCCAGCCCCUCGUCCUACGGCACCCGGCCACCGCAAGUUACCGCACCACUCUGAUGUCAAAACAAUAUGGAUCCAUAUUCACUGUGUAUUUUGGUCCAAAGAAAGUAGUUGUCCUGACAGGAUAUCAAACUGUCAAACAAGCACUGGUGAAUCAUGCAGAAGAAUUUGGAGACAGAGACAUCAAUCCCAUAUUCUAUGACUUCAACGAAGGAUUUGGAAUUCUGUUUUCUAAUGGUGAGAACUGGAAAGAGAUGAGGCGCUUUGCCCUUAGCACCCUGCGGGACCUUGGGAUGGGCAAGAGAGGGAGUGAAGAGAGAAUCAUAGAAGAGACGUGGUAUUUAAGGGAAGUGGUGGAGAACUUUAAGGGAAAACCCUUUGAUACCACACAGCCCCUGAAUUAUGCUGUCUCAAAUAUCAUCUCAGCCAUUGUAUGUGGAAGCAGGUUUGAAUACAGUGAUCCUCAGUUCCAAAAGAUGGUCAACCGAAGCAAUGAGAAUAUCAGGAUCACUGGUUCAGCUUCUAUACAGCUUUACAAUAUGUUCCCCUGGUUUGGGCUCUGGCUAAAGGACAGGAAAACGAUCAUGACAAACCGUGAAAAAACUCUGAAGGAUAUAAUGCAGAUAGUGCACAGCCUCCAGGAGACCCUGAACCCUCAGGAGUGCAGAGGCAUUAUUGACUGUUUUCUAGCAUGCAAACAAAAAAUGGAGGCUGGAGAAAAGAACUCAUUGUUCCAUGAACAGAAUCUCCUUCACAUAAUUUCCAACCUGUUUGCUGCUGGUACUGAGACAACUAGCACAACGCUCCGCUGGGGCAUUCUGCUAAUGGCCAAGUACCCCCACAUACAAGAUCAGGUGCAACAGGAGAUUGACAGAGUGGUUGGAGGCCGCCAGCCAGUGCUGGAUGACCGCAAGAACCUGCCUUACACAGAUGCAGUCAUCCAUGAGACACAGAGACUGGCAGACAUAGUACCCAUGAAUCUCCCUCACACCACUACCUGUGAUGUUAACUUCCAAGGCUUCUUCAUCAAGAAGGGAACCUGUGUAUUUCCUCUUUUGACAUCCGUGUUGAAGGAUGAGAAUGAGUGGGAGAGCCCUUACACUUUUAAUCCAGGACACUUCCUCGAUGAGCAGGGACACUUCAUUAAGAGAGAUGCCUUUAUGCCCUUCUCUGGAGGGCGUAGGGUGUGUCUGGGAGAGAGUCUGGCCAGGAUGGAGCUGUUCCUCUUCUUCACCACUCUUCUGCAGCACUUUCGCUUCACUCCUCCACCCGGCGUGUCUGAGGAACAGUUGGACCUCACACCAGCUGUGGGCUUCACAUUGAGCCCCUCUCCCCAUAAGCUCAGCGCAGUGAACCGCUUCGCAUAAUGCAUUCACUUUCAACAUGUAAGGGUAGUAUUAACAUUCAAGGUUGGAAUAAUAUUGGCAAAAUACUAUUUAAAAAUUCACAGGCACUGGUGCAACCUGGAUUUCAAAGUUCAUCACACGUGACCAACACAUUCACAUGUAACUCAAUUAUCUGGCUCAACAACUGGCACCUAAAAUGAAACCCUCAUCAUUCAUAUUGCUGAGUAACAUUCUAUUUUAUAAUAAAUGUAUGAUUUCUUAUAUGUGGAUGAACCCUAAACAUUUACAGUAAAUAUUAACAGUGCUUUUAGUUUUUCAUGCCAAGUCAAGUUCAUAGUCAUCCCGCAAUAUAAUUCAUAUAUACAUUAUUACAAAUGUUUCAUUUGACAGUAGUGACACAUGAACAACAUGGGAAGUCUAUGGCAAAACAGGCAAAUUUCAAAUAAAGUCUAAUAUUUCUACUGCA